This is a messenger RNA of Micropterus dolomieu (smallmouth bass), 3645 nucleotides long. RefSeq names its product coiled-coil domain-containing protein 158-like. Bases 515 to 3496 code for a protein of 993 amino acids. The record is from RefSeq and is a predicted model, not a curated record. Lineage: Eukaryota; Metazoa; Chordata; Actinopteri; Centrarchiformes; Centrarchidae. The transcript has 23 exons.
ACGUCUCAGUCCUUCAUGUUUGCAUUGUGAUUAUGAUGAUGGGCGGAAAAUGAUAAAAACAAGAUCCUUGUUCCCUGCUACAAAAAGAGGGUCCGCCCUGAAUUAACAAACAACCGCUGACCUACUUGCAAACGACAAUGACCAUCAUGCACCACUGGAAACGCCUUCUGCGUUACGUCUUAAUAAACUGAAGGAAGACAGCGGAUGUCGAUUGUUUCAAAGCGUUGGCGCUAAUGUUGAUUUUGCCCUCAUUUUGAUGUCAGCUUUACUCAACCAAAGGCUCGACUAACCUGUCAGAUCAGACAAUGUUAAGUAUGUUAAGUAUUAGCCAAAAUUCACCAAAUUACAGAUAGCAUAACGUUAGCUAGGACUUAGCCAGGGUUGCUGUUUCCAUGGUGAUGAAACUACGUUUAACGACAGUACUACUUACUAGCACGCUACUGAUUUUAGCUAAUCUAAGUUAGCACUUUAAUUGUUUGCUAGACCAACAGCUUGAUUACUAAUGUGAACAGAUAUGUCAUCUGGGUUUCAACCCUCCGACCCUCGGAGUGUUGAGCUUUCCAGCAAUAAUCACGUUUUACAAGUUGAAUCUCCAUCGAAACACACAAGAAAAACACAAGCAGCAGCAGGAAAAACUGAGACACAUGACGCCUCUCCUCGGCUGAGAUUUAACAGCCUAACACUGGAUGAACUGAGUGAGGAGCUUGACAGGCGCACCAAGGAAACCCAGAGGCUUCAGGAAGAGGUGGAACAUGCAACCAAACUGACCUUGGAGAGAUUUGGCUGCACAUACGGCAUUAAAAGCCCACAUGGACAAAGCUGCCACAACCACAGGUUUAUUGUCUGUGAUUCACCUGGGGAUUGCACCAUUCUUUCAACCCACCAACAGGCAGUGGCUCAGUCCCUGGUCUGUGAUCUGGAUAGUUUAAACCAAGGGGUGGCCCAAAAAGAUAUCACCUCUCCUGGAAAGGAGGUGUUGGAGAGUGCAAUCGAUGACUGCCUGCACCAGUUGUCUGACUUGCAGCUCAACAAGUCACAUGAUCAACCUGAACAAGAGACAUUCAGUGUUGACAAAGCCAUUGUGAACCUGCAGAAUAAGUUGCAUGGAGUCCAGAUGGAGAAGGACGUCCUGUCUGACCUCAGAUUGAAGGAUUCGCAGAAACACGUCAUUCAGAUGGAAAAGAUGCUGUGCAUGUUGGAAGAGCUCCAAAACAUCAAAAGGGCCGGGGACCAGAAGCUGCAGGAGACAGAGGAUGAGGCUUUGGCGCUUAACUGGAAAGUAGAGACAUUGGAACGAAACAUGAAGGAGAUGUACUCUUCACUGUUAUCUCACGAGAAACAAUGUGGACACAACUCCAUCACCAGUCCAAACGUCGCCGCUAGUUCAAGACAGCUUUUCCCAUCUGCUGAGUUAACUGAGAAUUUUAUCGAUGAGACAGAGAAGCUACAGGGGAGACCUUUUUUGUCACUAGAACAUCUGAGAAGUGAAGAAUCCAGUGGAGUAAAUAAGCAAAAAGAAAGAAUGGAAGACCUGAUUGCAAGUCUUGGCCAGGAGAUGGCACUGUUGACUGACAAACUGAGCUCAUCAAAAAACAACAGCGUCAGUUUAAGUGUCAAGUUGGAGCUGUUAAAGAAACUUGCAGAGAGACAGACUUCACUGCACCAGUGUCAGGUCAUUGAACUUGAGUCAACCCUCUCCACCCAUAAAGAUAAGGUUUGUUGCCUGGAGCAGCAGCUCAUCCAGGCUCAGUCCCAGCUGGUGGAUGCACAAAGACACAGAGAGCGAUCUUUACAACUCUCAGAGGAGCUUCAGUCCCAGCUUGGCCAACUUAAGAGGUGCGGUAAGCAGCAGCAGUGUGAGCUCCAGGAGGAGGUAAAGGCCCUGAGAGGACGACUGGAGGUGGCCAUGGAGCACCUCCGCAGAGGUGGGGAGGAGAAGACCUGCCUACAGGCCCUGCUGGAGCAGAGGGUCCAGGAGGGGAGGAAAUCCCAGGAACUCCUGGAGGAGAAAAACAGGGAACUCCAGCUCAUGCAGCAAGAAGCCCAUCAUCAUCUUGCCAAGUUGGAGGAGGCCCAGAGACGGUGCCAGACACUGCAUGCAGAAGGAGAGACGCUGAGGCUGAAGCUGGAUGAAGGCGAGAAGAUGAUUGAUAUUCUCAGGUUGCAGGUGGAGAGCAGCACCGUUAUGAUAGUGCAGCACAGGCGCACCAUCGACAACCUUCACCAGGAGAACAGCCUCCUCAGCAAUCAGCUAAACCAGCACAAGCUUGAGAGUCAGCAGCUCAAGACUGAGUUAGACCAGCACAAGUCAGACCUGGCUGCUGCAGAGCACGAGAGGCGGCAGCUACAGGCCUCUGUGGCUGAACAAAGUCACCGUGUCAGGGAGGAAACUCUGGAGAAACAGCAGCUCACCACCUUACUGGAGCUCCAGCGCGUGCAGUUACUCACCCUCACUAAGGAGCACAAAGAGCUGCAGCAGCUGCACAGCUGUAAGAACGAGGAGCACAAGGGUGUGGUGCUAAAGCUUCAGAGCCAGCUGAGGAUCGCCCAUGACGAGCUGGACCACGCCAGGAGCACCUUGAGCACCCUGGAAGGCGCCGAUGGACACGGCCUCCUAGUAGCCAUGGACAUGCAGAAGAAGAUCACUGCCAGGAGAGAGGAGAUCGACUCUCUGCAGGGCAAAAUCCAACAUUUAGAGGAGACCAUAGAGAAGCUUCAGCAGGAGAAGCGCUACCAGAGCCUGGAGCACCUGCGUCAGCUCCAGCAGCUUACCUCCGUAAGGGAGGAGAAGAGAAAGCUUGGCAGUGAGCUGGAGGCCAUUCGCUCUAAAGAUAAACAGUUAAGGGACCGGAUCAGCCAGCUGGAGGUGAUCCUUCACAAGAUGUCAGAGAAAUUUACAGACUGUCAAGAUUUCAUCCAGCUGCAGGAGCAGGACUUUUUCCGUCUCAAACUCCAACAUGCCCUGGACUUGAAGGAGCUUCAAGGUCAGAAUUUGCACACACCUCUGAACGUACCUCCACUUGACCUGGACUUCCCAUCACUAGCUGUACUCACCACUCCACCUUCUUCCCAGCACGCCUCCAACACACAGAUUACGUCAAAGAGGCAGCAGGAGAGCCCCGCCCGGGAGCUCAGGUCUCUCGUCAGAGAGCUGCGAGGAGUGAUUUCGGAGAACUGCAGACCACACACAGACACCAGCGCUGCUGCCGGCAGCAGGAGGAGGUCUGCACCGGAGAGAGUACACCGAACCACAUUCAACGCUGGCAAGGCUGAAGAAGUAAAAGCUGGCUCCAGAUUUAGAAGAAAAACCUGCGGCAGCGAGCCACUCUUACUGAAGACAGCUGAGCUCAACGGGAAAACAAUCAACAAAUCCUUCGGUGAGAGCUGCGUUAUAUCAACUGCAGCGAGGUACACGUCCUCCCCACAGCUGCUCUCACUGGGCCGCAGGUCACCCGUCCACUUACUCCUGACCUCCGACCCAAACAGCCAACAGUGACCGUCACGACACAACACAUCAUCAAAAGCUCCUUUUUUAUUUUGAAAGGCUCCCCAGAUGAUUUUAUCAAAGGAUGGUUUUGUCAAAUAAAAUCACUAAUCAGGCGUAUUUUAUGUAAUUUAUUGUUUAAAUAAAGAAGUAUUUUUGAA